AUGAAGUCCUUGCAUAUCGUGCGUAAUUGCUCCCAAAUAUUAAUCGUAUCAUCUCGCAGAAUGAAAAAAAAUUGUAAUGGAUUCACCUUUCAUAUAAAUACGGCAUCUUCUUCAGGCAAGGCAUCACAAAUUGUUUGGUCUUCUUAAGAUAAUAUUAGAGGUUUUGAAAAUAAAUUUGUGUUUUAUAUUAGUCAAAAUGAAAGUGCUAAUUUGUUCACUAAUGGUUACUUGUGCUCUUGGAGCAAGAUUGGACAACACAUAUUUACCCCCUGCAGGUGCUAGAACUGCAGGCGGCAGUUCAAGCUUCCUUUCAACACCAACCUUUGCAGGAAGUUCUUCAGGUUUCAGAUCAUCUGGUUCAGCAUUUUCUGGCAUAUCUCCCGCAACAUCUUAUGGCGCACCAUCAUUCGGGGGUUCCCCAACACAAUACAGUGGUGCCAGUUCAUACUCCACCGGUCCCCAGUUCAGGAUUUUGAAGUUUGACAGCCAAAAUCCCGGAGACGGAAGCUACAGAUUCGAUUACGAAACUGAGAAUCAGAUAAGUCAGCAUGAAGCUGGUGAAGUUAGGAACGCAGGAAGUGACCAAGCUUCGAGUGUUGUAAGAGGAAGCUACUCGUAUACUGCCCCAGAUGGUCAGCAUAUUACUGUAAACUAUGUGGCUGACGAGAAUGGGUUCAGACCAGAAGGAGCCCAUUUGCCAACCCCACCACCCAUUCCAGAAGAUAUCCAGAAAUCUCUAGCCACCAACGCUGCCAGCUCUUCAGGAAGCUACCAAUACCCUUCAGGAGGUUAUUCAGAUUCUGGAGCAUACGACGGUGUAGAGAUAAGCGCUGCAAGAAGUACAUUUUCCUCUGGACAAGCUUCCGGCAGGCAGUAUCUCCCCCCUACUGUAGCCAGAGCUGGUCAAGGGUAUAGAUAUUAAUCUGGAUCAUAGUGAAAUGUAGAAAAAUCAAUAAUAAAUUGUAGUUAAAACAGGAAUUUUCGAUACAUAAUUUUGUUGGUGCUGUAUAUAAAAGAAAA
Sitophilus oryzae (rice weevil) is the source of this 1020-nucleotide messenger RNA. Its product is annotated as pupal cuticle protein 20-like. The record is from RefSeq and is a predicted model, not a curated record. Gene Ontology annotation, cellular component: chitin-based extracellular matrix. Bases 197 to 922 code for a protein of 241 amino acids. The transcript is spliced from 5 exons. Lineage: Eukaryota; Metazoa; Arthropoda; Insecta; Coleoptera; Curculionidae. Gene Ontology annotation, molecular function: structural constituent of chitin-based larval cuticle.